Messenger RNA from Synchiropus splendidus (mandarinfish), 1787 nucleotides. RefSeq names its product vascular endothelial growth factor c (gene vegfc). Lineage: Eukaryota; Metazoa; Chordata; Actinopteri; Syngnathiformes; Callionymidae. The transcript is spliced from 8 exons. Gene Ontology annotation, cellular component: membrane. Gene Ontology annotation, molecular function: growth factor activity; chemoattractant activity; vascular endothelial growth factor receptor 3 binding. Gene Ontology annotation, biological process: positive regulation of angiogenesis; response to hypoxia; positive regulation of endothelial cell proliferation. Bases 469 to 1665 code for a protein of 398 amino acids. The record is from RefSeq and is a predicted model, not a curated record.
AGCCACAGCUGGACCUGAAGCCGAGGCCGUUUUCACCGCACGGACUUGGACUUAACCUUUGGAACCCUCCGAGGGAAGGCGCUUGCUGGGGCUUUGCCUUGAAGGUCUCUGGCUGGGAAAGAAAACAGGAGGCAGAUUAAGAGGCAGAGGGAGGGGAGAAAGAAAGUGAGAUAAGGAACGAGGAGGAGAGCGCCAGUCGAAGGUCAGAAGGAGACACCUGACCUCUGAGCAUGCAGCGGGACCAGAGCGAGCACUUCCUCUGAAGCUGAGGAGCAGCGGCCACGCCAGACGCCAGCCACAGAACCGACGCUCCUCACCAUGUUUGAUUUAAGCGCAGACCAGGAUUCACAGAGCAUGUGCCGGAAAAGCCACUUUGUCCCCGGAUGAUUGAAGAGCGAAGCAGACAGAUACCUGCCACAGCCACCUGCUCCUCCGCCGCCGCCGCCGUCCGCUCCUCCACGCUCCACUAUGGUGGUACCAGCUCUGCUCUUAUGGAUUCUGUACAUCAGCCACCUCUGCUCAGGACAGGACUACAUGGACUUUUUCCAGGACGGAGACACGGGCACAGAGGCUCCACUGCUGCCCGACGACCAGCCCAGUUUGGAGACGGUGUCCAGCAUGGACGAGCUGCUGCAGCUGGUCUAUCCUGAGUACAACCUGCUCCAGCACUGUCUGAGGAGGAGAUCCUGGGAGCACGCCGCCUCCUCUGUCAGCCCGCGGCUCCACAGCGAGGAGCUGUGGGGCCAGAUGAGGAAGGAGGCGCUCUACAAAGUGGACGGAACCUUUGGAGCCAUCCUGGAGGAGAUCCAGCGGACCUCCUGUCAGCCCAGAGAGGUCUGCAUCGAGGUGGCCAAGGAAUACCCGGAGUCCACCAGCCAGUUCUACCUGCCUCGCUGCGUGGCUCUGCACCGCUGCGGAGGCUGCUGCACCAAGGAAGCCUUCUACUGCACCAACACCAGCCACUCGCUGGUCAACAAGACGCUGAUGGAACUGUCCCCGCCCACCAUGGAGCGCUCGGUGGUCACGGUAACCUUCGUCAACCACACGGCCUGCGACUGUCUUCCCAAGAGGCCGCUGCACUCCAUCAUCAGGCGCGCGGCUGCAGACCACCUGUGCUCUCCUCCAGAUGUCCCCUGUAAAUCCGGCUUCUUCUGGGAUCCAGUCAACUGCGUGUGUGUGUCCGCAGACUCCAUCAGCUACUCGGCAAGAGAGACGGAGGCGCUGGACUCCGGCCUGCUGGCUCUCUGUGGUCCCAACAAGGUCUUGAAAGAGUCCACCUGCGAGUGCGUCUGUCGGAACGGACUGACCGAGGCCAGCUGCGACCCAGGCUGGAAGCUGGACCGGGACUCCUGUGAAUGUCAGUGCGAAGGGCAAGCCGAGGGCAAGUGGUGCCCCCCUGGGCAGAGGUGGGACGACGAGCUGUGCGGGUGCGUGUGCGCUGCGGCGUGUCCGAGGAACCAGCCCCUCAACCCUGACACCUGCCUCUGUCAGUGCAGAGAAAGUCCACAGUCCUGUCUGCGGCAGGGGAGGAGAUUCAAAUCCAGCACCUGCAGUUGCUACAGGUUACCGUGCCGCAGCACCAAACCUCCGUGCGCCGCCGGCUUCUACUACAGCCACCAGGUCUGCCAGUGCAUCCCAAACUACAUGAGGCCAGACUGGAACUGAUGGAGUGCCUCUCAACUGCCAGCCCUCAAACACCAGCUCAGACUCUUGGGAGAGCGGCGUGCACGUGCGUGCAAGCACAGUGGGUCAUAUGAAGAUGACAAGUCGUCCGACUUGAAAUACAA